UAUAAUAGAAGAUCAUUCAUCACGGUUACAACAGAUCAAUGAAAAACACUGCAAGUUUAUGUCCAUGCAAUAUCCUCUUUUAUUUCCAUAUGGUGAGGAUGGUUAUCAUGAUGAGCUUAUGUGCCUUCCAGUGUCAAAUGCAUCAAAUCAACGCCAAAAAGUCACAAUGCUAGAAUACUAUGCAUAUAGGUUACAUGAUAGGCCAAAUGACUUCAACACUCCAUUACGAUGCAAAAGGUUAACACAGGCUUACUUUGUGGAUGGCUAUUGUUCUGUUGAAACCUUUCGUAUUGCAUUCUACCGCAAGCCUAGCUUUCAACGGAAAUACAGAUCAUCAUCAUUCAGUUGUUUAGCAGAUUCUGUGUCAAAGGGUAUUACAUCAGGUUCUUCUGUUGGCCAAAGGAUUAUAUUACCUUCCUCAUUUACUGGAGGCCCUCGCUACUUAUACCAAAACUACCAAGACUCCAUUGCUAUUUGUAGAAAAUAUGGUUGCCCAGAUCUGUUUGUCACGUUCACAUCAAAUGCUGCUUGGCCUGAAAUUACAGAGGCUCUAUCAUCCAUUCCUGGUCAAGAACCAACUGACCGUCCAGAUAUUGUCAACCGGGUAUUCAAAAUGAAGCUUAAUAUUCUAAUGGAUGAUAUUAAAAAGAAACAAUUCUUUGGACCCAUAAACGCAGAUCCAUCUCCCCUAUGGAGUCAACUACGAAAUUUAAAGAUAUUACAGUGGGACAGCAAAACUGUAAGGUCUUUGCACGGGUAAUAAGGCUUUGGGAUGCUAUAAAUACGAAUCCCAGAUAUGGAAAUGCUUUGAUCAGCAUUGAUGGCAUUCUCUUGGAUGAAGAUGGAUCCAUGGCACAAAUUAGUGUGCCUAAAAAAUUUGAAAAACAAUUUCGUGGGUUGCUAUCUCAAGGAUCUGUCUAUAUUAUUUCAAAUGUUGCAGCUAUCGAUAUCAGAAGCAAAUCAUAUGUCUAUCGCCAUCAGAAUUAUAUGCUGCAAUUCAAACAAGACACAAAGGUUCAUCCGCUACAUUCAAGAGGUGCAGAUAUACCUACACUUUCGUUCGACUUUUGCCCAUUUGAUCAGCUGCCACAAAAAGCAAUUGAUUCCAAGCCACUCCUAGAUGUGAUAGGAGUAAUAUGUGAUGUUGGUCCAUAUGACUAUGCUAGCCAAACAUCUCAGCACAAAUUUCGGAAGAUCAAAAUUCGCAACCUAGAAGAACAAACACAAGAAUUAGUUCUAUGGGGCCAGCAUGGAGAAUCAUUUGAUGAAGAAACAAUACUUAAAAAAUCUCAAGAAGGAAUUGUCAUAGCCAUUUUUGCUGGUGUAACUGCAAAUCUACAAAGGUUUACAGGUAUGAUACAAGGAUCCUCAAGUUCUGCGACACAAAUAUAUCUUGAUCUUGAUAUACCUGAAGUUCAAAAGUACCGCACCAGCUAUCAAUGGAAAUGCCCAACUCUACAAAAGCAUCUCCCUCAGGUCAAACAAGUAUCUCCACUUGAAGCAGCAGGCAAACUAUACACCAUUGAAGAAAUAUCUAACCUUCCAGCAUCAUCUUUUCAGGGAGGAGCAACCUUCAGCACUAUCGCAAAAGUAGCAUCAAUUAUAUCGUCAGUCAAAUGGUACUACAAAGCAUGCAAGCGUUGUGGAAAAGGAUAUAACAACAUGACAGAUACCCCAACAUGUGGCUGCCAAUUUCCAGUUCCAUGCCCAAUGUACAAACUUCCCCUUACACUAACAGAUAACUCGGGAAGUUUGGAUGCAAUUGCUUUCGCUAGAGUAGCUGAAGACUUAGUUGAGCGUCAUGCUGAUCAUGUUUCAAUGAGUAUGAAGAUAGAAGCUACAGAUCAUAAAAGUUAUUCUACAUAG
Triticum urartu is the source of this 1866-nucleotide messenger RNA. Lineage: Eukaryota; Viridiplantae; Streptophyta; Magnoliopsida; Poales; Poaceae. The record is from RefSeq and is a predicted model, not a curated record.